GCGACUCACGAGAGGGAAACGGCGGUUUGACGCGCGCGUGUGUGUGUGAGCGCAGAGGGAGCGGACGGCGCCGAGCCGGUUCUCUGAGCGCUGUUUCGCGGUCCAAAGACUUUAACAAUGAGCGCAGUUUGCCGGUUUUCCACAUUGGAGGCACUUUUCCUGGAAGUGCUGUGAUCUGAUUGUUACUGUGCAGAUUUUAUUUUCGUGUUUUGUUGUUUUUUUCCUGGCCGGUGUCCCGGUCCAGCUGUCGUGAUGUCGGAGGUAGAUCUGCCCGCAGACUGCGACCCCGGCCGCACACAGGAGCCGCUGAUCGAGAGCCCGGACAACAGGACUUUACUCAUGGUGGCUAUGAUUUUACUGGACUUGAACAAAUGCAGACCCGACGUGAGCCUGGGAACCAACGGGGCCGUCACGCAGGACAGGCUGGAGCGUGGGAGCUGCCGGUCGGACGGCGAGGACCGGCGAGGCUCGGCGGGACCCAAACCGUCACGGAUCGCACGCCAUGAGAGACUGGGGUCUCCCGAGAAGAGACACGGCUGCCCGUACGGCGGCUGCGGGAAGGUGUACGGCAAGUCUUCCCACCUCAAAGCCCACCUCAGAGUCCACACCGGUGAGCGCCCUUUCCAGUGUACAUGGCCAGAAUGCGGCAAGAAGUUCUCCCGAUCAGAUGAGCUGACUCGUCAUUACCGCACACACACGGGCGAGAAACGUUUCAACUGUCCGCUGUGCGACAAGUGCUUCAUGAGGAGUGACCACCUGACAAAACAUGCCAGGCGACACGCAGGCUUCCAUCCCAGCAUGCUGCAGGCUUCGGGUGCGGACAAGAGACGGCGUUUCUCUGUGUCUGUGUCGUCAUCGUCGUCUUCUUCUGGAGAGUUAAGCCCCGCAGGGCUGUGAGACACGCCCGUCUACUAUACAUAUAUACACAUACACACAAAGUACACAUGGUGUGCCUACAAUGUGUACUUUAACACAACGUGCUGAUGGCUUGCCCAGCCAGCACGCCAUUAUUGAUCUAUGCACCGAACAUCAUGUGACUGUUGCACACUCACAACACGGCUUCCCCCCUCGGGUUUCCUGUUUAUUCAGGCAGAUUCAGGGUCUUUCAUUCUCUUCUAGAUGCCUUCCCAUUUGUAAUCAAAUGCUUUUUUUCUGUUCCGUGUGCAUGUACAGCAUGUUUGUACAAAGACUUCGAUAAUCACAUUGACUUCUUGUGCAGGUGAAAAUGAGUGAAAAAAUGAGCGAGCAGUGACUGCAGACCUUCUGAUCAGUUGCCUGUUUUUUUUUUUUUGUUUGUUUUUUAAAUGCUUGUUUAAUGAUUGUUUAAUAUUUGUUUUAAUCUCACCAAAUUUAAACUGGAUAUCUUAAAUACAUUUGUCUUGGAUAAGUUCUAACAUGAUCAUGAUCAGACUGUAGCAAGGGCCUAUAAGUGUAUCCAGCUUUCUUGAAAUAUGCCAGAACUGCCUAACCACGUUAGGCCCAGUAAGAUAGUUAUAUAUAAUAAUUAUUAUUAUUUUUGUUUGUAUGAGGCUAACCUAUUCUUUGUUCUUAAAUAUGAGUAAGACUUAUCUAUGGUUUAACCCACAACUUUGGAUGAUAAGAUCCCCCUUGAGGGGAGAUUAAAUCAUCUUCAAUUGUCCACAGGUCCUAAGGAUUCUAUCCUUUUGAGAUUCCCACCAUGAUAACUUUUUCUUUUUUUAUGAAGGAAAGUGUGGUCGCUGCAUAUGUAAAAUACCAGCAUGAUCACACGUUGGUUAGCCGAGGGGUCCUAAAUUGGUAAAAGUCACAUUGAAAAUGGCAAAAUAUUUAAACUUGUCAAAAAGUGAUCUAUGUUAAGACCCCUAACCCAAACUUAGGUAUACAAUAUAAGUAUGCCUAGGUUAAGAGUAAUAUGGAGAUUGAUCCUUCAUUUGGACCAGACACAAUUAUCAAUUAUAUUAACAGAAGCUCAGUUAGUACGGGACCUACGAAAGGGUAGUAUUUCUAGAUCUAGCAUAGAGUAGGCCUAUCAUUGGAGAUAAAUGUUCAAAAUGUCUCUUCAAUGGUAAAGAAAUUGAGGAAGAAGAAGGAAAAGCAAAACUAAUUUUACAUCCAAAUUUGGACUGGGACAAAAUCUGACACACUAACUUGUGUAAAAUUUUACUUCUACUGCAGCAAUAGUUUUUCAAAGACAGCAUGAAGGCCCUGAUAAUAUGUAAUGAUAUGAAUGUAGCUCCACAAUCUGAGCUGAGGUGAACACAGUUAUUAGAGCCAGGUGUAUAAGUAUUUGGACAGUCCCACAGUCUAAUUUUGCCUCUGUACACAAAAUGUCACGUUGACAAUUAAAGAAUUUGAGCCAUUUUUCUAAACAGUACCUCCACUUUCAUGAGGCCAUAAGCAACUGGAUAGAAUAAAUAUAAGUAUCAUUAUUAGUUAAAAAAGAAAAACACUUUUACAGCCAAUUUUUUUAUUGACAGGUCAAAGAAUGGAUACAUCAACAUUUCCAAGUCACUGAAUAUGUCUUGGGCUUUCCAUUAUAUUCCCUUCAUGAUGAAGAAAUGCAAACGGUGUGAUAGUAUUUGGUAAAUCUGCCUGUUAUAGGCAGUUUUCCAAAAUUGAAUGGAGACUGGUGAGCGAAGCCAACAACGCGGCAUGACAACUCUGAAAGAUUUAUAAUCUUCUCUGGGUGUGACUGAAGAUACUGGGCAUCGUGCAAGUUUUGUCUGUUGCGUUAUACAAUUUCAUAGUGGAGUGGAACAAAGAAGGAUUUUAAUUCAAGAAAAAUGAUCAAGUCAAGGCUUGAGCUGUGAGCUAUGUGCUCUCUGGUGAACUGUACUCGCAAAUUCUCAUUUUAUUUAAAAAAAAAUGUCAAUUACAAAAGAUGUGUCACAGCCCAACUGCAUAUUUAUCUGACUGUAGUUUACCGCUAAACAGGAGCUAAAAUUUGUCAACUGGUGGGUUCACAUACUACAAUACAACAUUGGUCCAUGCAAAUGUUUACACCCUAGAAUGGUCAGUGGCACGGUGGCUUAAUCAUUGGUAUCAUUAGCCGAGCCAGUAUAUUCGCUACAUUAGCUGCACUUAUUUCAGGCCUCAAAACAUUUAAAAAAAAAAAACAAACAGGUCAGCUGCAUUUGAAAGGUGGCAUUUCCCCAAGCCGUUUUCUUGAAAACUUUGGUCAUGACAGGAAAAUAAACCGGUGUUGCACAAUUUGGAUAAUUUAAACAAUAUAUUAUUAGCAAAGCAAGUCAACAAAGUCUUAAAAGGAAGGUCACGCUACCAUUUUAGCGAUGACAUUUCACACUGAAUUCCUGUGUAUCUUAGUGGAAUGUAGUUUGAUUCAGUGAGGCAAGCGGAACAUUUACUUGAGCAAUCAAGGUUUCACAGUUUAACUUUGAGACGUACAUAUACAGUCUGUGGCUGACACCUAUUAGCUGUAGUGACGCUGCAGUUUUUUGAUGCUAUGGCUGUAAACGUAGAAUACAGAAUAUAGAAUAUUUGCUAGCAAUGUUGCACAGUUUGAUAAAAUCCUGCCUUUCUAAAGUAUACACUGUUUCAGAAAAUAUACAGAUAUGGUUUUCAGUUAAUUAGAAGAGAAGACUCGGUAUUACAAAAACAUUCCAUUCUAGUACUUUUCUUAUUUGGGUAGCAACUAAGUUAAACAGUUAGCCUAGCCUAGCUCAGACAGCCAUAUAGCUUAAAAACAGGUUUCUUCAGGUGGUUUAUUAGAAAUACUGAAUUGUGUCAUCUGUGCAUGUUAUUUGCAGUUCAUUUAGACUUCUACGUAGGUUAUGCAUUUACUAAACAAUUUACAGUGUGAUGCUAGAUGGUCAUGUACAAUAAUUUACUCUGGCGAAACAGUGACUGCUGGCUUACACAAGAUUAACUAUAAAUUACUCAGUUUUCAGCCUGUCCUGUUCUGCUCGACUGCAAA
Thalassophryne amazonica is the source of this 3913-nucleotide messenger RNA. It is a transcript of the gene klf9, whose product is annotated as Kruppel-like factor 9. The coding region runs from base 253 to 897 and encodes 214 amino acids. Gene Ontology annotation, molecular function: DNA-binding transcription factor activity, RNA polymerase II-specific; RNA polymerase II cis-regulatory region sequence-specific DNA binding. The record is from RefSeq and is a predicted model, not a curated record. The transcript is spliced from 2 exons. Lineage: Eukaryota; Metazoa; Chordata; Actinopteri; Batrachoidiformes; Batrachoididae. Gene Ontology annotation, biological process: regulation of transcription by RNA polymerase II.